This is a messenger RNA of Telopea speciosissima, 1241 nucleotides long. RefSeq lists its product as uncharacterized. The record is from RefSeq and is a predicted model, not a curated record. The coding region runs from base 43 to 1131 and encodes 362 amino acids. Lineage: Eukaryota; Viridiplantae; Streptophyta; Magnoliopsida; Proteales; Proteaceae. The transcript has 5 exons.
UCACUUUGUCAGUCAACUGGAAGUGGUGGAAAAGAAGAGAAGAUGAGCUUCAGCCCUUCGGGAUCUGUUGCUGCUCCAACAGAAACCCUAGAAAUUGGAAAUGGGCUGUCGCUAGUACCACGUGUGAAGCUGCUCCUCACCAUUUACCGCUCGGAUCCAUCCGUAAAACCCAUCGACGAGUGGCAGCUCAAGCGCGCUCUGAUCGACUUCCUUAAGGACUCCUUCUCCGUCUCCGUUACUGUCCCCGAAGAGGAUCUCGACAUUCGCAGGUUCAAGGAUCUCAAGAAGCGCAAGCGCGAAGAUCCCGUCGCCUCCGGCACUCUUUACAUUCGGGAUUUAGGGUUUCUCAGUCGUAAACCCAAUGCUAAUAAUACUAAUAGAAAAAAGGAGAACCCUCGGCUCGGGGAUAAUGGUGAUGAUGAGAAGGAUUCCAGGUUGUUGGAGGAGAGAAAGUUCUCCGAGUGGAAAAAGUCCCUCGUCGAUAGGAUGGACGGGAUGGAGUUGAAUAUCGAAGGAGUGAAAUUCAGGCUGAAUAUCGUUGUUCCUCCAUCUGAUGAUUUUGAUGGACUUAGGAAAGCUUGGGAAGAUUUUUACGCCUUCCAAAAUCGAGGACAACAUCAUUCAAGGGGUGGAAAGAAACAGCCCGAUACCCUUGUUCUGAGAGGCGUUCCUUCCCGAUGGUUUGCAGAACCGCGUGUGUCGUCCAAGCCUUCCAUGCUGGUCACACAUACCAUUUUCUCCGUAUUUGGAAAAAUUAGGAAUCUUAAUGUUGCUGAGGACGAUGAUCUAGGUAAGAACACAGAGGAGAGUGGUGACAUUGUGUCUGGUCUCCAGUGCAAGAUUGUGGUUCAGUUUGAGAAGUAUGAACAUUUCUAUGAUGCACUGAAGUUGUUAUGUGGGCGUUCAUUGCAAAAGCAAGGAUCACGCCUUAGAGCAGACUAUGAAGCAACUUGGCAGAGGGAAGACUUUUCCCCAAACACACGGCAAAGAGCAACAAGAAGUGAACCACAGCCAGUAGAAAGGCAUGGCCAAAGUCAGGCAAUGACUGCAGGGUCCUAUAUUCCAAGAUAUCAGCCACGCAAUGCACAUCUUGGUCCAGAGACUGCACACCCAAGGAGGUGUAAGGAUUAGAUUGGAGGAAGUGACAUACUCAAGCAUUUGGACAGAGGAGACCAAGGUUCCUGGAGUCUUAUUGGAUAAUGUUAGGUUCUCUCACCUGUAAAACUCUCAAAGCAAUGAAG